AUGUUGGAUGCAAAACCGACAACCACACUGCUCCAACCUGAUAUUCAACUAACAACCACAAGAGAUCCAUUCUCUGAUCCCACUCAAUAUCGCUUUCUCGUUGGUGCACUCCAAUAUCUCACUAUAACUCGUCCUGACUUGUCCUACGUGGUAAAUUUGGUUAGUCAGUUUUUUCAAGCUCCAACAAAUGAUCAGUUUCAAGCAGUUAAACGCAUCCUUCGAUAUGUCAAGGGCACCAUGUCCUAUGGCCUAUCCUUCACCCGUGGAGCUUCCCUUAAUGUUCUUGGAUACUCGGAUGCAGAUUGGGCUCGAUGUAUUGAGACUAGGCGAUCAACCUAUGGUUAUUCUAUCUUCUUAGGCGGAAAUCUCGUCUCAUGGAGUGCUAAGAAAAACCAACUGUAG
Vigna radiata var. radiata (mung bean) is the source of this 402-nucleotide messenger RNA. RefSeq lists its product as uncharacterized. The coding region runs from base 1 to 402 and encodes 133 amino acids. The transcript has a single exon. NCBI's taxonomy places the organism in Eukaryota, Viridiplantae, Streptophyta, Magnoliopsida, Fabales, Fabaceae. The record is from RefSeq and is a predicted model, not a curated record.